This is a messenger RNA of Nicotiana tabacum (common tobacco), 1686 nucleotides long. The record is from RefSeq and is a predicted model, not a curated record. NCBI's taxonomy places the organism in Eukaryota, Viridiplantae, Streptophyta, Magnoliopsida, Solanales, Solanaceae.
CGAUUAUAAAUAUAUUAGUAUGACGCACUAUUUUGGUGUAUCACGACAAUGAACUCCCAUCUUUCUCCCAUCUUUCUCACUAAAGCACAGCGACAACUGCUCCGCCGCCACGAUGAACACCAUCACAAACAUAUCCUUCACAUCCGUCGUGACAGGAACGGAGAAAGAGAUUCAAAAAGAGACAGGGGAGAGUCGAUGGACCGGGAGGCCGAGCGCAGGAAACGGAAGGAGCGUGACGAAGAAUUAAAACAACGAAAGCGAGCUCGAUUGGAGAAAGAAAAGGAGGUCGAAACUACUAAAGAGUAUUAUCUGGGCCCGGAAAAGCCCAAGAAGCGAGAGAUCAUUAACAAAUCCCGGUUCUCCUUCGACUGGGCACACAGCGAGGACACAUCACGUGACAUAAGCUCUCUCUACCAAAACCCUCAUGAACCCGGUUUACUCUUCGGUCGCGGAUUCCGUGCUGGAAUAGACCGAAAGGAGCAGAAGAAGCUGGCAGCCAGGACUAAGAGGGAUUUGCUGGAGGAGAUACGUAAGAGGAACGGCAUCGAAGGGACUGCAGUAGAAGCAGCUGCCUUGAAGAAUAAGGAACGAGAUGCUGACAUGUACGACACUUUUGAUAUGAGGGUUGAUCGACAUUGGUCGGACAAGAAGCUGGAGGAAAUGACUGAAAGAGAUUGGAGGAUAUUCAGGGAGGAUCAUAAUAUAUCUUAUAAAGGGUCGAGGAUACCUUGGCCCAUGAGGAAUUGGGCCGAGGGCAAGUUGACUACCGAGUUGCUCAAGGCCGUUGACAGAGCUGGCUACAAGAAGCCAUCUCCUAUUCAAAUGGCUGCCAUUCCCCUUGGACUUCAACAGCGUGAUGUGAUUGGCGUCGCGGAAACUGGUUCAGGUAAAACUGCUGCAUUUGUUCUCCCUAUGUUAGCUUAUAUCAGUAGGCUUCCUCCGUUGAGGGAAGAGAACGAGGCGGAGGGGCCAUAUGCUGUUGUAAUGGCCCCCACGCGAGAGCUAGCUCAACAGAUUGAGGAUGAGACUGUUAAGUUUGCGCACUAUUUGGGUAUCCGAGUUGUUUCUAUUGUUGGUGGACAGUCCAUAGAGGAGCAAGGUUUUAGGAUUAGGCAAGGUUGUGAAGUAGUAAUUGCUACUCCCGGUAGACUUCUCGAUUGCUUGGAGAGACGUUAUUGUGUUCUGAAUCAGUGUAAUUAUGUUGUUCUUGAUGAGGCUGACCGAAUGAUGGACAUGGGUUUUGAACCUCAGGUUAUGGGUGUAUUGGAUGCUAUGCCUUCGAGUAAUAUGAAACCAGAGAAUGAGAAUGAAGAGCUUGAUGAGAAGAAGAUUUAUCGAACCACUUAUAUGUUCAGUGCUACCAUGCCACCUGCUGUAGAGCGGCUGGCUAGAAAAUACUUGAGAAAUCCUGUUGUCGUGACUGUUGGCACUGCUGGAAAGGCUACUGACCUCAUUACUCAGCACGUGUUCAUGGUAAAGGAAUCGGAGAAAAUGUAUAUGCUGCAGAGGCUGCUGGAUGAGCUUGGAGAUAGGACUGCUAUUGUGUUCAUCAACACUAAGAAGCAGGCUGAUUUUGUUGCCAAGAAUCUGGACAAAACUGGCUAUAGGGUAAGCACACUGCACGGUGGGAAGUCACAGGAUCAGAGAGAAAUCAGCCUUGAAGGAUUUAGGACAAAGAGGUAUAAU